CAAGACGCGCAGUUAAUGAGCGGGACCCUAUAGCACUGACAGGGGGGAUUCAUCCUCACUCUGGAUAUAACUCACUUCAUAGACUAUAGGAACAACACAAACCCUCCAAUGUUGCCCCUUUUCUCCUCUCCCCUUCUCCAUUUGAAUUAGCCAGACACUUUUUGGGGGACAUGGCUUCAUCCGUUAGUGGCACAGAGGAGAUCCGGGUGUCGGUGCUGACGCCCCUGAAGUUGGUGGGACUCGUGUGCGUCUUCCUUGCGCUGUGCCUGGAUGCCGGGGCCAUCAUGAGCCCGGCGUGGGUCACAGCGAACGACCAGUACUACCUGUCCCUGUGGGAGUCCUGUUGGAAACCCGUCAGCUCCGUGGACUGGUCCUGCAGCAAGACGCUGACUACUGACUGGCAGAUCGCCACACUGGCCACACUGCUCGGGGGAGCCGCCCUCACCCUGCUCUCGCUCCUCACGGCUCUGAUCUCCCUGUGCGUUGGUUCAAGGGGUCGCUGCUACAAGCCUGUGGCCAUCAUGCUGUUCUCUGCAGUGGUCCUUCAGGUCUGCAGCUUGGUGUUGUUUCCAAUCAAGUUCAUAGAAACAGUCAGCCUGAGGGUGUACCAUGAGUUCAACUGGGGCUACGGGCUGGCCUGGGGAUCCACCAUCUUCUCCUUUGGUGCCGCCAUUCUCUACUGUCUGAACCCCAAGAACUAUGAAGAUUAUUAUUGAAAAUUGUCACACACACA
Molecule: messenger RNA, 733 nt
Organism: Cyprinodon variegatus (sheepshead minnow)
Lineage: Eukaryota; Metazoa; Chordata; Actinopteri; Cyprinodontiformes; Cyprinodontidae
Gene: tmem47
Product: transmembrane protein 47
Exons: 3
Coding region: 171-716 (181 amino acids)
Biological process (GO): cell-cell adhesion
Cellular component (GO): cell-cell junction; membrane
Source: RefSeq, a predicted model, not a curated record